UCCUAGUGCAUUUGCUUUAUCUUUUCAAGAAUGACAGCUAGUUUAAUUCAUGCAUUCGUUCAUUCAAUGUUGCAGUAAUUCAUAAACUUAUAUGGUCCACUAAUAAACUUGACAAAAUGAGUGCAAUCACAGUGUCUGAAGCUGCUAUUGCAUCCUUUGAUAAUGCAUUGUCUUUGGAAUUAGGACCAUUUGAGACUGUCCACAGAUGGAAACGAAUGCCUGAAUGUGAUGAGUUUGUUGGAGCAAGACGUAGUAAGCAUACUGUUAUACCUUACAAAGAAGCUAUUUACGUUUUUGGUGGUGAUAAUGGAAAGAAUAUGUUAAAUGAUCUUCUAAGGUUUGAUGUGAAAGAGAUGUCAUGGGGCAGAGCCUUUGCCACUGGCUGUCCACCAGCACCAAGAUAUCAUCACUCGACUGUUGUUCACAAGACAUCAAUGUAUGUGUUUGGUGGAUACACAGGAGAUAUUCACUCUAAUUCAAACUUGGCAAAUAAAAAUGAUCUAUUUGAGUACAAUUUUAAUUCUGGGCAUUGGAUGGAGUGGAAGUUCUUUGGUAAAACACCAGUGGCCAGAUCAGCACAUGGAGCUGCUGUUUUUGAUAAUAAAUUGUGGAUCUUUGCUGGAUAUGAUGGUAAUGCAAGAUUAAAUGAUAUGUGGACAAUAUCUUUAUUGGAUAGAGAGAAUAAGAGUUGGGAAGAGGUAUCUCAAAGUGGAGAAUGCCCACCAACAUGUUGCAAUUUUCCUGUGGCUGUGGCUAGGGAAUGCAUGUUUGUUUUUAGUGGACAAAGUGGUGCUAAAAUUACAAAUACUUUAUUUCAAUUUAAUUUUAGAAAUAAAACUUGGACGCGUAUCUCUACUGAGCAUAUACUGCGUGGGGCGCCGCCUCCGCCAGCUCGCAGAUACGGACAUACUAUGGUAGCUUUCGAUCGUCAUUUGUAUGUCUUUGGAGGAGCUGCUGACAACACAUUAUCUAACGACCUGCAUUGCUUCGAUUUGGACUCUCAGACUUGGUCUGUAGUGCUUCCAGCUGCAGAAUCAAUUGUUCCAUCUGGUCGCCUUUUCCACGCUGCUGCAGUGGUUGGAGAUGCUAUGUUUAUUUUUGGUGGCACGGUGGACAAUAACGUGCGAAGCGGCGAAAUGUACAGGUUUCAAUUCUCGAAUUAUCCUAAAUGCACUCUACACGAUGACUAUGGAAAGAUACUAGAAUCUAAGCAGUUCGCAGACGUCAAGUUUUCCGUAGGGAAGGAUGGAGAAGAGAUAUUGGCGCACUUGCCAUUAGUUGCUGCACGAAGCACGUAUCUGCGUAAUAAAAUUAAAGAAGCAAAAGAAGCCGGCGGAAAACAAGUAGAAUUAACUGUCACUAAAGCUGACGACAUUUCAAUAUUAAAUGUUAAACUAUCGGAUGCAAACCCCGAAGCAUUUAAAAUGGUUUUAAAUUAUAUUUACAUGGACUGCAUCGAUCCAACUAAACGAGCUAAAGAGGGCGAAGAUCCGUUCAGCAACAGAAUUGUACUUUUGAUGAUGGAUGUGUAUAGAUUGGCAGUUAAAUUUGAUAUGGCCAGAUUGGAAUACCUAUGUGUUCAGUAUUUAAAUGCAACUAUCUGUUUGAAGAAUGUUCUGGUAGCGCUGCAUAACGCCAAUUCACUGAAAUUGAAUUUCAUUAAGGAAUUCUGUUUGCGAUUCAUCGUGAAAGGAACGAAUUACAACCAGAUUGUAAUGUCCUCGGAAUUCGAGAAUCUGGAUAGGCAGUUGAUGAUUGAGAUUAUUAGGCGAAAACAGAAACCACAAAGGAAAGAACUAAUCGAAACGUUCAGUGGUGUCGGUUCAUCUUUGGAACAGGAUAUGUCGAUGUUUUUGAGGAGUACAGGUACAGAGUUCUGCGAUAUAAAUCUUGUGCUGGAUGGUAAUAUUAUACCUGCUCAUAAAUCUGUGUUGGCCGCACGGUGCGGUUAUUUCGAAGCAAUGUUUCGAUCAUUCAUGCCAGUGGAUGGAACGGUUAGGAUUCAAAUUGGUGAGAUGACGCCAUCCAUGGAGUCGUUUGAUUCUUUGCUUAGGUACAUUUAUUACGGAGAUGUGAACAUGCCUCCUGAGGAUUCGUUGUAUUUGUUCUCGGCUCCUUACUUUUACGGAUUUACUAACAACAGAUUGCAGGCCUAUUGCAAGCAAAAUUUAGAAAUGAACGUCUCUUUUCAAAAUGUUAUACAGAUAUUAGAGGCUGCGGAUCGUAUGCAAGCUACUGACAUGAAGAAAUACGCUUUAGAUAUAAUCGUUCAUUAUUUUACAAAAGUAGUGAGAUUGCCAAGGUUGAAGCAAUUGAGUAAGGAACUUAUAUUGGAUAUUCUUAUGGCGUUGGCUAACGAUAUGUCGGAGAGCAAGAUGUGCCAAGAUAUGUCAACUAUUAGUCUGAAUAGUGAUAACUGAUGGAAAUCUAAAUUUUCAGUUUUAAAGUCAUUUAUAU
Molecule: messenger RNA, 2457 nt
Organism: Nicrophorus vespilloides
Lineage: Eukaryota; Metazoa; Arthropoda; Insecta; Coleoptera; Silphidae
Gene: Lztr1
Product: leucine-zipper-like transcriptional regulator 1
Exons: 4
Coding region: 117-2420 (767 amino acids)
Cellular component (GO): Golgi apparatus
Molecular function (GO): protein binding
Source: RefSeq, a predicted model, not a curated record